CUCUCCUCUGAUAAGGCAGAACCUCCAUGCCUCCACGCCCUGAUUGAGGCGCAAGUGCAUGUCUCCGAGGUACGGGAUCGAUCGAGGAGAGCCGGGAGAGGCUGUCGUCUGUCGUCUGUGGUGUGUCUCCUGCCUACUGGAGUCCUGGCACUCCCCAGUGUCUAGGGGCGCCCAUGCUGGAUGUUGGUCCUCGUCAAUCCUCAAACCUCAAUCCUCCAUGCCUCAUGGUCCGAAUGGAGUGUGAGGGAAAGUGAUCCGCUCAGUAUCCUGACUCCGCUUGACCAAGGACCUCGACUUUGUUCGAGUGUGAUUGCAUGACUUUAUCGGUGAUAGUUGUGGUGAGUGGGUGAUCAACUCCUCCUUCAACUUCUUCAACAAGGAAGACUUGCUGAUCGAUCUGUCUGCAUACUCAAUUAAUCCAACAUCAACAUGGAGAUGGGGGAUAGCUCGGCGGCUCUCAUGAUGUCCGUGCCCAACUACUCGUACAUCUUCCACUUUGAGCGCGACUUUGAGCACAUGGAGAUCAAGCCCUGGUUCCAGGAGAACUGGAGCACCAUCGUCUCCUAUUGUGCCGGGCUCUACUUGCUGUUCAUCUUCUGCGGACAGGCCUACAUGGCCCAGAGGCCCCGCAUGGAGAUGAGGUCCAUCCUCGUGGGCUGGAACGUGUUCCUCGCCCUCUUCAGCAUCAUGGGAGCUUUCCGGACCUUGCCCGAGAUCGUCCAUGUCCUCUCCACGCAAGGCAUCUACCAUUCGGUGUGCAUUCCCAGUUUCAUCGAGAGCGAUCGAGUCUCGGGAUUUUGGACUCUCAUGUUCGUUUUGUCAAAAGUGCCCGAACUUGGCGACACCGUCUUCAUCGUGCUCAGAAAACAACCGCUCAUCUUCCUCCACUGGUAUCACCAUGUGACAGUCAUGCUCUACGCUUGGUAUUCUUACUCGGAGUACACGGCUGCUGCCAGGUGGUUUGUGGUCAUGAACUUCAUCGUCCAUUCUGUUAUGUACUCCUACUAUGCCUUUAAAGCUCUCAAAUUUCGGGUGCCGCGCAGCAUUUCCAUGGUGAUCACGGCACUGCAGCUCAUCCAGAUGGUGGUUGGAUGCUUGGUCAACUUCUGGGUGAUCCAGAUGAAGUCCAACGGGCUCGAAUGCCACGUCUCCGACCCCAACAUCAAGUUCUCCUUGCUUAUGUACUUGAGUUACUUCCUGCUCUUCGGACGGUUCUUUUAUUAUGCCUAUGUGAGUCCGAGCAAGCGGAUGAUGAUGGCGUCCGAUUCGUCGAAAUUACUCAAGCAACACUAGAAGACGAGCGCCGAAGAUCGCACAAUUUUAAACUGAUCGCUCCCGACAAUUACCAAUCCGUUGAAUACAAAACAAGAAGUCAGGCCAAGAACAAGGUCACAAAGAAACGCACUAGAUGAUCAUUUUGCCUACACAAUUCCAGUGUUCUCCUCGAUGGAAUUUAUGCUCAUUUAUCAAGUUCUAUUUUCAAGUGUGUCAUGUUGAAACCAAAAAUUAUAGAACCGAAACAAUCGAAAAGACAACUAAACAGAAAAGAAAAAGAAAAACAACAAG
This is a messenger RNA of Tigriopus californicus, 1566 nucleotides long. RefSeq names its product elongation of very long chain fatty acids protein 6-like (gene Baldspot). Gene Ontology annotation, cellular component: endoplasmic reticulum membrane. Gene Ontology annotation, biological process: fatty acid elongation, monounsaturated fatty acid; fatty acid elongation, polyunsaturated fatty acid; fatty acid elongation, saturated fatty acid. The record is from RefSeq and is a predicted model, not a curated record. Bases 430 to 1293 code for a protein of 287 amino acids. The transcript has 4 exons. Gene Ontology annotation, molecular function: fatty acid elongase activity. Lineage: Eukaryota; Metazoa; Arthropoda; Copepoda; Harpacticoida; Harpacticidae.